Zygotorulaspora mrakii is the source of this 4011-nucleotide messenger RNA. It is a transcript of the gene SEC3, whose product is annotated as GTP-Rho binding exocyst subunit SEC3. The transcript has a single exon. The record is from RefSeq and is a predicted model, not a curated record. NCBI's taxonomy places the organism in Eukaryota, Fungi, Ascomycota, Saccharomycetes, Saccharomycetales, Saccharomycetaceae. Gene Ontology annotation, biological process: Golgi to plasma membrane transport; exocytosis. Gene Ontology annotation, cellular component: plasma membrane; exocyst. Gene Ontology annotation, molecular function: phosphatidylinositol-4,5-bisphosphate binding. The coding region runs from base 1 to 4011 and encodes 1336 amino acids.
AUGAAGAAUUCAAAAUCGCCAUUUAAAAGGUUCUCACAUAGUCGAGAGGGUUCCACGGAUGAGCACAAUUCGUUCUUUCACAAACACUCAGUGUCCGGGAGUAGCACGCACAUGAAUGAUGUCAACCACUCACGGAACGCUAGUGCUAGUGGGGUUCCUCCUGUGUCAGGAAUGAAAGCCUCUCAUAAAAGAAAUACUUCGACGUCUUCACGAGCAUCACAAAAUUCGAAUUUUUUAGCAGAACAGUAUGAAAGAGAUAGAAAGGCGAUCAUUGAUUGUUGUUUCUCUGCACAUGAUAACAAAUCAAAGGGAUUCACCAGUAGCUACAUUACACAUGUUAGAAUCAUUGAGGACAGCAAAUCACCAAGUUCUCGGCCACCCUCGAAUUCAAAAUUAGAAAAUAAGAAAAAGCGAGUGCUCAUUUUGAGUUGCAAAACUGGAAAUUACAAUGAAAUCCAAUUACACAAGGGUCGCGAGAGUUCAGAGGGCACGUUCCAAAUAGGCAGAACAUGGGAUCUGAAGGAAUUGACCAAAGUUGAAAGAGAUACAGAAAUCAAUGAGGGGUUCAUCCUCACCAUGGGUAAGAAGUACUAUUGGGAGACUAACUCAGCCAAAGAGAGAACCGUUUUUUUGAAAUCAUUGAUCAACAGCUUCAUGCAAGCGUUUGAUGGACAUGUUCCGGAGCUAAUCAAUUGGGAUCUCUCUUCGUUUUAUUUAGAUGAAAAGAGUUACCAAAGAGCAGUUAUUAGAUCCAGCCAUUCGAUGUCAAGAACCGCUGCGGCUACCUCUAUGACAACGUCAACGACCCCAUCGACAGCAACGAACGAGUCACAGUAUAUGAGACAAAACAAGUCACCCCAAAAAGAUCACAGAAAAGGUCCAUCAGUUGAUCAGGAGGGACCCACGAGUAAACAGUCCGCAAUGUCCCUGAAUAAAUCACCUUAUUCAAAUAGUCCUACCAUUAUCGAGGUCAAUAAGCGGUUCAAUAACAGUCGGAUUUCGAAAGAAACUCCAGAGAGUCCUUCUAAAGAUUUUGACAAUUUUGUCCAAAAAGUAGAUGCUACCGCAAUUCCUGUCCCUUCUGUUGUUACACCGUCUGCAUCGAGCACUGCAACCUCUUUUAGCUCUAAAACAUCGCAGGCUCCCGAUCAAUAUGUUCGUAAGAUUACUUCCUUAAACAAGGGCAAUGUUGACAGUGACAAAAGCAGUAGAAAAGAUUACAAUGAUUCUGAGGAAUCUCACUCAUCUUUGACAAAAAAUAAUUAUAACUUGUUGGAAAACUUGAACAAUGUUCUUAGCUCAAAUGACGUCCUGCUAGAGACUGCUGCUAAGGUACCUCAAGACAGCUUCAUAAACGCCAAAGAAAGCAAUGCUGAUCAGAAUAUGCAAUACUCCGUUGCAAAAGUAGAGUCACUUGAGGUAUAUGCUGAUGGCGAGACAGCAUCCGCUUUUGAUGUAGACGAAGAUUUAAAUGCAACAAUUCCUGAAGAUACCAUGAAUGACAAUUCGGCCAAGUCUCGUGAGAAGAUAUACCAUAAUCGUCAUGAAAAUACUUAUGAGGAAGCUCAUGAAGACACCUACGAAGAUGCUAAUGAAGAUACUAAUGAAGACACAUAUGAGGAUACAUAUGAAGAUACUAAUGAAUUGUCCUUUGAAAAAGGAGAUGAAAUCCGCUAUAGUCGAGCUUUGGACUCUGAGAGCUCACAUAUCUAUCAUGAGGUCUCCACCAUACAGGAGGAAGCAUCCGGAAGAUUCACAGAGAAAGAAGUGCAGGAUCGGUCGCAAAAAUCAAGCCCUGAAUAUAGUGAUGUCAAGCAACUUCCCAAAAAAUCGUGGGAUAUUGAUGAUGAGGAAAUGCUCGAAAUUUUGACCGAUAUUAAUUGGGAUGUUGAUGAUGAUGCAGAAAAGUUGAUAGAAAAGCUUGAUAUCAAAAUGGCAGAGGCAGAGUACUCCUUUAACAAGGGCCUUUUGUCGUUGGAAAAAUUGGGGCCUAGCCUAGUUCCCUUCGAAGAGAAUGUCGAUAAAGAAUGUAACAAGAUGAAUCCCAUCCUCUCGUUAUUCCUAAUGGAAAUGGGAAAUGUCGCUGAUGACAUAGAGUAUGUCGAAAGUCAAAAAAAUGGGUUGCAAGUUGAAAGUGCGAACAAAAAACAGUUAUGGGAUACAUUGACUGAAUUAAUGAAUACCGUGUCAUUAGAUGACGAAACCCUGAGCCAACUACUAAAUUGCCCUGUCAGCGAAAAAAAUUUGAACAAAAUGGAAGCUCAAUUGGUGGUACUUUUUAAAGCACUCAAAGCCAUCAGUGGUGAAAGAGACGAGAAUGGAUAUAAUCUUGGAGAAAUGAGAGCAUUAAAGCAGAGACGCGAAACAUACGAGAAAGUUACAAAAAUUUUUUUGGAAAGACUUGUUAAUGAAAUGGAAGGUAAAUUUAAAAAUAUAAGCUUUGGCGAAUUAUCUGAAGACCAUUUGAUGAGUUUCUUGACGCGACUCUUAGGUUAUUCGUCAUUGACUCUCUUUUGCAAGGAUAUUUCCCCUUCUUCAUACAAUGAUCUGAUUGAGAAAUGGAAUGCGUCCAUCUCCUUGGUCUAUAAGAAAAUGGCUAACAGUAUAAUCCAAAAUUUGAAGAAAUCGAAUUACUCAUUGUCAGCUGCGGAACAUCACGUAACAGCCAACCAGCCGGGUUGGCGAGAACUUCUUAUGAAUAAUGACCGAAAAGAACAAGCCGAAGAAUGCGAUGUUCCAAACCAAGAAAUAAUUCUUCAGUUGAGUGAACCAAUCGAAACCUUAGGUAAAUGGUGUAUUUUUUAUCAGAAUUUUAUCGACACAUUUUUUCAUAUAUCGUCAAAACUCGAUUUUGAACAGUAUAUUCACCAAUUUAACGACCCGAGAUUGAGAAUCACUUCACUGGAAGGUGUGAAAACAUUGCAAUCGGAUAGAGGAUCUGCUUCCAGAGAAUUUCAAUUAGUUUCUAGAAUUUUUCAGCCAAUUAUGACACAGAUGUCAUCUUACGUGAUCGAUGUAUCGAAGAGUGAUAAGUCUUUAGCACCAGCACUAAUGGUUUUUCUUGAACAGAAAAUGAAGAACUUGGAAUCUUCUAAUGCAGAGUUCUUGAACGCUGUGCUGUCCAGAUUAUUUGUGCAGGUAAAACAGCUAUGGCUAGAACAUAUCGAUGAGGAAGUCGUUUAUAUACAAAGAAUUAAUAUUAACUUUUCAUCAAGAAUUAUAUUUCCGGUGGUUUUGGGGUUCACACUAUUGAUCAAUAACUCCAAAGAGCUGAUUGGGUACUUCCAGAAACGGCUCAAAAUUCAAAAAGAUGCACCUUUUGAGGCAAUUCAGUGUUUUGAUGAGGCAUGUCGCAAGUUGGGUAGUGCUAUAGCAGCCUUAAUGGAAGAAAAAUCAAAUACCAAGAAUACCGUCAUUACCAGUACUCCAAUGACGACUUCAAACACGUCAAAUCUUGAUAGGACGAUAACACUACUGAUGAAUUCAGACUGGCUCUUUGAGAUACUGAACAAUUUGAACGCCAAAGGACUAUUUGAUUCUACCAUACAAGCAGCAAAGAAAAUGUUUGAUAAGGAGAAAGAUGCGUACGCGGUUCACUUAAUAGAGGCUGCCAUGCCUAAAUUGACGUCCUUUGUCAAUGGUGCAAUGAACCUUGUUGGAAAUGCAAGCGGUGCUCAAGCUGCGGACCCAUCACAUUGGGCAGCGUAUAGUAAGAAUAAUUUGGAUAAUAUUCUCGCAUCAUACAGCUCAAAAGAAAUUCAAGUUCUCGUGGAGAGACUUCAUGAUCAUAUGGAAUCCCACUUUGCUAACGAGCCGAGCGACUCUACAAGAGAAGCCAUCUGUGAUAAAUUGUGGUCUUGCUUGCAAGGUCACACUGUUUCCGUAUACCUGAAACUCUACACCCUCAUCGAAAGACACUACAAGGGAACUUACGUGAAAUUCACCAAGAACGAUAUAAUUACUGCUUUUGAAAGCUUCAAAAGGGUAAGGCCUGUCAAAUAUAAUACAUAG